UAAAUAACUUAUAACAUAACAUCCAUGAGUAUACCAAUCUAUUAUAAACAUGACCAACAAAUUAAUAAGUAGAGUACUGCUAUAAGUGUAAGCUUAUCUAGUGAGUGAGGAAAACAAGGAUUUUGCUCUCUCUAACUCUCUUUUUUCCUCAAAAUCCUAUUAUUAUCAAGAAGAAGAAAAAAAAGAUCCAAGGAACUGUCAAGCCAUCAAUCAAUCAAAUCAAAUCAAUCACAAAAGCAGGAACCAAUCAGUUUGGAAGAAAUAGGAAAGAAUUUAGAGAGUAAUAAUAUAAUUAUGUCCUCUUCAAAUAGCUUGUCAUUGGACCACCUCCCUCCUCCUCCUCCUUCAGAGCAGCUCUGCUAUGUCCAUUGCAACAACUGUGACACUGUCCUCGCGGUAAGUGUACCCUGCACAAGUUUGUUCAAGACUGUAACGGUUCGAUGUGGGCAUUGUGCUAAUCUUUUGCCUGGAUGGCUUUUGCCUUCUACUAAUCAUCAUCAUCAACUUCAUCAUUUUGGUCACUCUUACUUCUCUCCUUCCCACAACCUUCUGGAAGAAAUAAGCAAUGCAACCCCAAAUUUCUUGAUGAAUCAGGGUAAUUCUGCUCAUGAUUUUGUCCUGCCUGCUAGACCUGGAUUUGAUGAUCUUCCUAGACCUCCACCGGUUAUUAACAGACCGCCUGAGAAGAGACAGCGAGUCCCCUCUGCUUACAACCGAUUCAUCAAGGAAGAGAUCCAACGCAUAAAAGCAGGAAAUCCUGACAUUAGCCACAGAGAAGCCUUCAGCGCUGCUGCAAAAAAUUGGGCCCACUUUCCACACAUUCAAUUUGGUCUCAUGACGGAUCAGACUGUUAAGAGGACCAAUGUGCGUCAACAGGAUGGAGAAGAUGUUCUUAUGAAAGAUGGCUUGUUUAGUACUUCAGCCAAUGUUAGUGUAUCUCCAUAUUGAUUGGAUGAGAAUCAAAAGUGAACAAGUUUUGUGAUCAAUGAAGAAGCUAUAGUAGCUAGCUUGCACCUAAGUGUCUAACCAAUUAAUGUGACUCGUCCUAGUGUAUCGUCGAAUGUUUAAUUUUCUUCUAGACUUUCUCUUUUUUUUUAUUAUCCUUGUGUUGAAGUGUACUUUUGGCUUCAAUGUCUCAACUUUCGUUUGAACA
Capsicum annuum is the source of this 1153-nucleotide messenger RNA. Its product is annotated as protein YABBY 4. The coding region runs from base 295 to 948 and encodes 217 amino acids. Lineage: Eukaryota; Viridiplantae; Streptophyta; Magnoliopsida; Solanales; Solanaceae. Gene Ontology annotation, cellular component: nucleus. The record is from RefSeq and is a predicted model, not a curated record. Gene Ontology annotation, biological process: regulation of leaf development; polarity specification of adaxial/abaxial axis; cell fate commitment. The transcript has 7 exons.